This is a messenger RNA of Chenopodium quinoa (quinoa), 5388 nucleotides long. Its product is annotated as 187-kDa microtubule-associated protein AIR9-like. Gene Ontology annotation, molecular function: protein binding. Gene Ontology annotation, cellular component: plasma membrane; plasmodesma. The transcript is spliced from 38 exons. NCBI's taxonomy places the organism in Eukaryota, Viridiplantae, Streptophyta, Magnoliopsida, Caryophyllales, Amaranthaceae. The coding region runs from base 226 to 5388 and encodes 1720 amino acids. The record is from RefSeq and is a predicted model, not a curated record.
CCAAAAUCAAAACGGAAGAAUUACUUGUCUUUAAUAAUUUCUUUCUUUCUUCCACUUUUAAAUCUUUAAAGCUUCAUUCACUUUCACUCUCCUUUUCUCUCUCCUCCAUUAAAGCGUACUUUGAAUUCUCCAUUGAAGCGGCUUUCUAAGCUUUCUCUCUUCUACUGAAACAACUUCCAAGAAGGAUUGCUCGACACAUUCUUGGAGGUUUUGUUCUGGUCUUAAAUGGAGGAUCCUAUUGUGCAAUCUCAGCCAUUGAUGACUGAAGUGAUGGAGGAACUAUGCAAUGGUUCUGCUGACGGUGGUGAAAAAGCUGUGGAAGUGACGAAAGCAGCUGUUGGGUCGAGUAAUAGGAGAUCAGAAGCAAGGAGUAGUUUAGGUUUGAAAACAGGUGUGGCUAAAUCACGUGUAAGUGGGAGUCCACAAAGUCCCAAUGUGGUACCUGUAAGGGCAAGAAGAAGUAGCACUGGUGGGUUGGGUGAAAAGCAGUCUAUUCCUGCAAAAAAGCAGCAGUCUGGUUCUGGUUUGGUGGGAAGAAAAACUGCUGGUCCUUCUGUUUCAGAGCCAGUACGGCGAUCAUUACCAGAAACCAGGACGUCCAAGGUUUCUGAUGUUGGUAAGAGUAUUAGCAAAAUGGGUAUCAGAGAGACAAAAAUGUCAGGGCCAAUUUCACCUGGGGCUAGAACUUCGAAGAUGUCUACAAGCUCUAGUUUGAGUAAGAAUGAUUCUGAUAACAAGUUGUCAUUUACACGUGCUAUAGGUUCCUCAACCAGUAAGUUUCAUUCUUCUCCUUCAGUUGAUAGUACAGCAAGCAGCACUGCCAAAAAGUUAGUGUCAAAGAACUCUACACAGUCAGUUCAAUCCCCUUCAGUAUCAAGUGGAUUGAAGAAAAGUACCAAGCUUUCUUCACCUUUGGCUCGGUCUCCAUCUGUAAGUAGUGGAUUCAGAAAAGGUACCGUGUCAGCUUCACGGGACCAGAGUUCAAGCUCAUCUGGUCGAAAGAAGGCAGCAACCUCUGAUUGCCAGGAUUCUCAUUUCAUAGUUCUGCCACAAGUAGAGACCAAAGCUGGGGAUGAUGUGAGGCUAGAUCUGAGAGGUUUGAGGAUCCGUAGCCUGAACGCAAGUGGUGUGAAUUUGUCUCAAAAUUUAGAGUUCGUUUAUCUCAGGGACAAUUUAUUAUCUUCGUUAGAAGGCAUUGAAAUACUAAAAAGAGUUAAGGUUCUUGAUUUGAGUUUCAACGAAUUUAAAGGGCUUGGAUUCGAACCACUUGGGAACUGCCAAGUCCUACAGCAACUUUAUCUUGCUGGGAAUCAAAUAACAUCACUUUCAAGCCUCCCAGAGCUUCCUAAUUUGGAGUUUCUCUCCGUCGCUCAAAAUAAAUUGAAGUCUCUCUCUAUGGCGAGUCAACCUCGGCUACAGGUGUUAGCUGCAAGCAAAAACAAAAUAUCAUCUCUCAAGGGUUUCCCACAUUUACCAUCUCUUGAGCACUUAAGAGUCGAGGAGAACCCGAUCCUUCGGAUGCCUCAUAUAGAAGCAGCAUCCAUUUUGCUUGUUGGUCCUACGUUAAAGAAGUUUAAUGACAAAGACCUGUCUAAGGAAGAAAUCACAAUUGCUAAGCACUACCCUACGUGUACUGCCCUCUGCAUAAGGGAUGGUUGGGAAUUUUGCUCUCCGGACUGUGCUGCAGACUCAACUUUUGACUUCCUCGUUGAACAAUGGAGGGAUCAACUGCCCCCAGGAUUCCUCCUCAAGGAAGCAUCAAUUGAUCUGCCUUUUGAGGAAGAUGCUUGCCGCUGCCACUUUAUUUUCCUUCAAGACCAUGGGAAUGACUCGAACUUGGUAUUAAAAUAUCAAUGGUAUGUCGGAGAAGGGGUUCUUUCAAAUUUCAAGGCGAUUCCUGAUGCCAUUUCUGAGGUCUACUGUCCAAAGCAUGAUGAAGUUGAGAAGUACUUGAAGGUUGAAUGCAUUCCUGUAUUUGGGGAGACAGAAUACCCUCCAAUUUUUGCAAUUUCUUCACAAGUCUCUCCUGGAACUGGAUGUCCAAAGGUCUUGAAUCUUGAUGUGCGUGGUGACCUUGUUGAGGGAAACAUCCUUAAGGGCUGUGCUGAGGUUGCUUGGUGUGGUGGGACUCCUGGAAAAGGUGUCUCCAGUUGGUUAAGGAGAAAAUGGAACAGCAGCCCUGCAGUAAUUCAUGGAGCUGAAGAAGCUGAAUAUCAAUUGACUAUAGAUGAUGUUGAUUCAAGUUUAGUUUUUAUGUACACUCCGGUAACAGCUGAAGGUACCAAAGGAGAACCUCAGUAUGCCAUCACUGAUUAUGUAAAAUCAGCUCCUCCAUCAGUCUCUAAUUUACGGAUAAUUGGAGAUUAUGUUGAAGGCAACACUAUAAAGGGUGUUGGAGAUUACUUUGGAGGAAGAGAAGGUCCUAGCAAGUAUGAGUGGCUGCGUGCCAAUAAGGAAACAAGGGUAUCUGAACUAAUAUUAAGUGGGGCUCCUGAAUAUACCUUAACAUGGGACGAUGUUGGCUGCCGUGUGGUUUUCACAUAUAUACCUGUGAAUUUUGAGGGUAAAGAAGGUGAAUCUGCUUCUGCGUUUUCUGAUAUAGUUAAGCAAGCACCUCCAAAGGUAACGAAUACAAGAAUUAUUGGUGAACUUAGAGAGGGAAGUAAGAUUACCGUAAGUGGUACAGUUACUGGAGGAACAGAAGGGGCCAGCAGAGUACAAUGGUUUAAAACAAGCUUUUUUACUUUAUGUGGGGAGGAUGGCCUAGAAGCUUUAAGUACGUCCAAGAUUGCAAAGGCCUUUCGCAUACCAUUAGGAGCUGUUGGCUACUAUAUUGUUGCAAAAUUUACUCCAAUGACACCUGAUGGUGAAGCUGGUGAACCAGCUUAUGUUAUAUCUGAGAUGACUGUUGAGACUCUUCCUCCAAGUUUGAAUUUCUUGUCAGUCACUGGUGAUUAUUCAGAAGGUGAAAUGUUGACAGCAUCCUAUGGUUAUAUAGGUGGUCACGAAGGCAGAAGUAUAUACAACUGGUAUCUUCAUGAGGAUGAAACUGAAACAGGCACUUUAAUGAAUGAGGUUUUGGGGCAUCUACAGUUUCGAAUACCCAAGGAAGCCAUUGGCAAAUUUAUAGCCUUCAAAUGCAUACCUGUUCGAGAUGAUGGUAUGAUUGGCAAAGAAAACAUUUGCAUGGGACAUGAGCGUGUUCGUGCUGGAAGCCCAAGGUUGAUAUCUUUGCAAAUAGCUGGCAAAUCUGUUGAAGGAUCAACAUUGGUUGCUGAGAAAUUAUAUUGGGGAGGUGAAGAGGGAGAAUCAGUUUUUCGCUGGUUUCGGACUGAUUCAAGUGGGCAACAAAUUGAAAUCAAUGAUGCUAUGACAGCAUCAUACACACUUUCGGUUGAAGAUGUUGGAUGUUUAAUAUCAGUAUCCUGUGAACCUGUUAGAAGUGACUGGGCACGUGGUCCAGAAGUAAUCUCUGAGCAAUUUGGUCCCAUAGUACCUGGUCUUCCAUCCAGUGAGGAACUGAAGUUCUCAGGAUCUAUGAUGGAAGGGGAACGAUUGGCAUUCAUUGCUUCAUAUCAUGGAGGGGUAAAAGGCAACUGUUGUACUGAAUGGUUUAGAAUUCAAAACAAUGGUCACAAGGAGAAAUUAUGUGCUAAUGAUUAUCUGGAUCUAACCCUUGAUGAUGUUGGGAGCCGCAUUGAAAUUAUUUUUACGCCUGUUCGGGAUGAUGGAAUAAGAGGAAUUCCCCAGAGUAUUAUAUCUGAUGUUAUCAUUCCUGCUGAUCCUGUGGGUUUGGAGCUUACUAUUCCUGGUUGCUGUGAGGCUGAGGUGGUGCUUCCACAUAAGAUAUACUUUGGCGGACAUGAAGGUGUUGGGGAAUAUAUUUGGUACAGAACGAAGAAUAAGCUUCAUGGAUCUGAUUUGAGUAGCAUAUCUGAUGCAUAUGAUGAUAUUGUUAUUUGUGGUAGAGACUUAACAUACACACCAUUUCUUGAUGAUGUGGGGACAUAUUUGGUGCUAUAUUGGGUUCCAAUUCGUGAUGACGGGAAACCGGGCAAGCCAUUGGUUUCAAUUUGUGAUGAUCCAGUUGCCCCAGCUCAUCCCGUUGUCAGAAAUAUUGGUGUGAAAUCUUUGAAUUUAAGCACUUAUUCUGGCGAAGGUGAAUAUUUUGGGGGACAUGAAGGAUCAAGCUUGUUCAGCUGGUACAGAGAAACAGCUGAGGGCACAAUUACUUUAAUUAAUGGGGCUGAUUCUCUGACAUAUGAAGUCACUGAAUCGGAUUACAAUUGUCGUUUGUUGUUUGGACAUACACCAGUUCGUUUGGAUUCAGUCGUUGGGGAACUCAGGCUUUCAGAUCCGACCAACUUUAUAUUUCCUGAACUGUUGAAAAUUGAGAUGGUUGCUCUCACUGGAAAAGCAAUGGAAGGAGAAUUGCUCACUGCCGUUGAAGUUAUUCCAAAUAGCGAGAGCCAACAAAUUGUUUGGAGCAAGUAUAAGAAAGAUGUCAAAUAUCAGUGGUAUUAUUCUUCAGAUUCUGAGGAUGUCAGAUCCUGGGAGUUACUUUCUUCAGAAAGUUCCUGCUCUUACAGAUUGCGUUAUGAAGACAUUGAUCGCUGCUUGAGAUGUGAGUGCAUUGUUACUGAUGUCUUUGGAAGGUCAAGUGAGCCCGUAUAUACUGAAAGUACUCUUAUAAUGCCUGGAAUACCUAGAAUUAAUGAACUGGAGAUUGAGGGAAGAGGAUUUCACACUAAUUUGUAUGCUGUUCGAGGAGUUUAUAGUGGAGGAAAAGAGGGAAAAUGCAGAAUACAGUGGCUUAGAUCCAUGGUUGGCAGUCCUGAUCUCAUCUCUAUUCCAGGGGAAAUAGGAAGGAUGUAUGAAGCUAAUGUUGAUGAUGUGGGGUACCGACUUGUAGCAGUAUACACCCCUGUGAGAGAUGAUGGAGUUGAGGGACACCCGGUCUCGGCUUCAACAGAGCCAAUAGCAGUCGAGCCUGAUGUUCUUGAAGAAGUUAAGAAAAAGCUUGAUUUUGGUUUUGCGAAGUUUGAGGUAAUAUGCAACAAGGCUCCAUCAUCCAAGAAGAUUUUGGAUACUGGGGGACUUGAGAGGAGAAUACUUGAAAUCAACAGAAAGAGAGCCAAAGUGGUGAAGCCUGGUUCUAAAACCUCUUUCCCAACUACUGAAAUGCGUGGCAGUUAUGCUCCCCCAUUCCAUGUGGAGGUUUUUCGCAAUGAUCAACACCGGUUGAGGGUUGUGGUUGACAGCAAUAAUGAAGCAGAUAUUAUAGUGCAUACACGCUACUUGAGGGAUGUAAUUGUGCUUGUUCUCAGAGGUUUAGCUAAAAAAUUCAACAGCACAUCCCUAAAUUCUUUGUUGAAAUUAGAAACAUAG